GACCAGCCGGACUCAAGGGAGAUAAGGUAUGUUCAGUUGUUAUUGUCAGUAUGUCCUUGUCUACGCUUGAUUAUAUGUUUUUAUGUAUGCAAAGUGCAGCAACCCAAAUUUCCCAACAGGGAUAAUAAAGCCAUUAUCUUAUUUUGUGUUGAUGGUUGUUGUCCUCUUGUGUGUCCUCUACAGGGUGACCAAGGAGACAUUGGGCCCAGGGUAAGUCUCUCUCCCUCUCUCUCCCUCUCUCAACCCUUUUCCCUAUCUCCAUCGAUCUCUCUAACUGUUGAAGUAAAUGAUGUGGGGUAUUUUGUUACAUUACAGCCUUAUUCUAAAAGGUAUAAAAUUAUUAAUUUUUUCUCAUCAGUUUACACACAAUACCCCAUAAUGACAAAGUGAAAGCAGGUUUUUAGAAAUUAAAAAGAAAACUGAAAUACCUUAAUUAUUCAGACCCUUUCAUAUGAGACGUGAAAUUGAGCUUAGGUGCAUCCUGUUUCCAUUGAUCAACCUUGAGAUGUUUUUACAACUUGAUUGGAGUCCACCUGUGGUAAAUUCAAUUGAUUGGACAUGAUUUGGAAAGACACACACCUGUCUAUAUAAGGUCCCACAUUUGACAGUGCAUGUCAGAGCAGAAAACCAAGCCAUGAGGUCGAAGGAAUUGUCCGUAGAGCUACGAGACAGGAUUGUGUCGAGGCACAGAUAUUUGGAAGGGUACCAAAAAAUGUCUGCAGCAUUGAAGGUCCCCAAGAACACAGUGGCCUCCAUCAUUCUUAAAUGGAAGACGUUUGGAAUCAUCAAUACUCUUCCUAGAGCUGGCUGCCCGGCCAAACUGACCAAUCGGGGGAGAAGAGCCUUGGUCAGGGAGGUGACCAAGAACCCGAUGGUCACUCUGACAGAGCUUCAGAGUUCCUCUGUGAAGAUGGGAGAAACUUCCAGAAGGACAACCAUCUCUGCAGCACUCCACCAAUCAGGCCUUUAUGGUAGAGUGGCCAGACGGAAGCCACUCCUCAGUAAAUGGCACAUGACAGCCCACUUGGAGUUUGCCAAAAGGCACCAAAAGGACUCUCAGACCAUGAGAAACAAGAUUCUUUGGUCUGAUGAAACCAAGCUUGAACGCUUUGGCCUGAAUGCUAAGCGUCACGUCUGGAGGAAACCUGCGGCACCAUCCCUACGGUGAAGCAUGGUGGUGGCAGCAUCAUGCUGUGGGGAUGUUUUUCAGCGGCAAGGACUUGGAGACUAGUCAAGAUCGAGGGAAAGAUGAACGGAGCAAAGUACAGAGAGCUCAGGACCUCAAACUGGGGCGAAGGUUAACAACGACCCUAAGCAUACAGCCAAGUCUCUGAAUGUCCUUGAGUGGCCCAGCCAGAGCCUGGACUUGAACCCGAUCUAAUAUCUCUGGAGAGACCUGAAAAUAGCUGUGCAGGUACGCUCCCUAUCCAACCUGACAGAGCUUGAGAGGAUCUGCAGAGAAGAAUGGGAGAAACUCCCCAAAUACAGGUGUGCCAAGCUUGUAGCGUCAUACCAAGAAGACACGAGGCUGUAAUCGCUGCCAAAGGUGCUUCAACAAAGUACUGAGUAAAGGGUCUGAAUACUUAUGCAAAUGUGAUAUAUUUUAUAUAUUUUUUAUAUAUAUAUAUUUGCAAAAAUUAAUAAAAACCUGUUUUGCUUUGUCAUUAUGGGGUAUUGUGUGUAGAUUGUUGAAGGGGAAAAAACAAUUUAAUACAUUUUAGAAUAAGGCUGUAACGUAACAAAAUGUGGAAAAAGUCAAGGGGUCUAAAUACUUUCCGAAUGCACUGUACGUACAGUAUACUGUAUGUAUGCACCUGACCUGAGGAAAUUCAAGCAACGAGGGCGUUUGUAUGAAUACAGCACCUCAGCUCUUGUUCUCCCCGAUUAGGUAUAACUUCCCAAACUCUAUAAUCUGUUCUCUGGCUCCGUUUGUAUCACCCCCUCCCUCCCUCACCCUCCUGUUCCCCCUCUCCCUGCAGAUUAGGGUAAUGGUCCAUCCCAAAUGGAGAAUAAAGGCGAUGGGGAGAGGGUGGAGGGGAAUUGGCUCUCUGUGGAGUAUUUAUAACAUCUGAAAAACACUCCGCUCUCAUCAUUCAUCAUCGCCUUGUUAAUACAUGCAUAGAAAUACAUAGAGAAACACACACACACACACACUGACUGCAGAUCAUUAGUUCCUUAUUUUCAUUACCGGUCUUUACACACACCAUUAACACACUGCAUAUUUCAUCUGAUCAUUUAGGCGAGGUGGUGUGUGUGUGGGUGCGUGAAUUUGUGCGUGUGUGUACACGUGUUUUCUCAACGUAACUAGCACGACGGCCGACGGCCGAACACAGAACUCACUCUUCUUCUUCUGAUGAGGUUUUAAAAGCUUUUAAAAGCUCCACAAAUCUCAACCCCCCCCCCACCCCGUUCCAGUCAAAUAUGAGAAAUUAUGCCAUUUAAGUAUGAUGGAAAUACUUAUACUUCACCGUGGAAACCCCAAAACUAGGACUCCGAGCCAGAACUAGCAUCCAGAGGGGACCGGUCUCCUCCAAACCAUCUCUUUUUACAUUGUGGGGUAACCUCUCUCUGCAUCUGGAGUAUGCUGUCAUUGUUGCCUUUUCAUGAUGUGAUAUCAUCCAUCCCUGUAUUUAACAUAUAUAUAAUUAUCUCCUACUUUACUCAGUGCAUGUCCAAAAACUGCUCCCCUGGGCAUAUCUGGUGUGGACGAUUCUGUAAGAAGUCAUGGCCUUAGAUUAACGGUUUACAGUACUGUAUUUCUUAUCACUGUGCUUAAUGAGGUUACUCUGGGUUAGGUCACAGAUUACAGGUAAACGUUGUCUCCUACCUACUGUUGGUAAGAGCCCUUCUUUAUAUACUCAGCUACUGCUCUUUCUCUCUGUCAGAGGAUGCAUCCCAAAUGGUACCCUAUUCCCAUUAUAGUGCACUACUUUUGACCAAAUAUAGGAACUAGGGUGCCAUUUGGGAUGCAACUACUGUCUCUCAUUCACAUCUCAUUCUGAACCACACUCUGGUGUUUGUGAGAUAUUGCGAGAUAUUGCUAUUAUAUGUCAACAGAGGACAAACACAGUGGUAUUUACGACAUGGUCAGCAACAUUGAUGAAAUUCCUGACUUUUAUCUAGCCAUAAGUCCCUUUGGUUUCCCAGCCCACCAGCCAAUCCUGCUAGAUAUUGAGGUAAUUUUCUGUGUGGUAAUGAAUCCCUUUUGCAUUCUGCAUUAGCUAUUGCGCCAAAGGAUAAAUAUUGUACUUGGAUGCGGCGCCUGUAGCUGCGAUCUGCCUGGGUAACUUUAGAGACACAAAGGAUUGCUUAGAAGCACACAUUUUUCCAAAACAAAGCAGCUCGCAGCCUGCUACAGUAUUUGCAGCUGACAAUUUACACGUUGCUGGGUGAUUGGGUGUUGAUAGAUUAGGUGACAAGUGUCAGCCAAUUAGAGGGAAGGUACUCUCAGAGUCAGUAUAUGCUCCUGAAUGAGAGUUUUGAGGUAUACAUAUCAACUAUUUGCAUUUGUUGUCUAAGUUAGCAGGACUUGAUCAUGUACUGAAGUAGAUAGCAGGAGUACACACUUAACCAAUGUGGUCCUGUGUGGCUCAGUAGGUAGAGCAUGACACUUGCAACGUCAAAGGUUGUGGGUUUGAUUCCUGCUGGGGCCACCUAUAUGUAAAACAAAAUAUAUAUAUACAGUACCAGUCAAAGGUUUAGAUACACCUACUCAUUCCAGGGUUUUUCUUUAUUUUUACUAUUUUCUACAUUGUAGAAUAAUGUUGAAAUAACACAUAUGGAGUCAUAUAGUAACCAAAAAAGUGUUCAACAAAUCAAAAUAUAUUUUAUAUUUGAGAUUCUUCAAAUAGCCACCCUUUGCCUUGAUGACAGCUUUGCACACUCUCAACCAGCUUCACCUGGAAUGCAUUUCCAACUGUCUUGAAGGAGUUCCCACAUAUGCUGAGCACUUGUUUGCUGCUUUUCCUUCACUCUGCGGUUUUCCUACACAGCCUGGAGGUGUGUUGGGUCAUUGUCCUGUUGAAAAACAAAUGAUAGUCCCACUAAGCCCAAACCAGAUGGGAUGGCGUAUCACUGCAGAAUGCUGUGGUAGCCAUGCUGGUUAAAUGUGCCUUGAAUUCUAAAUAAAUCACAGACAGUGUCACCAGCAAAGCACCCCCACACCAUAACACCUCCUCCUCCAUGCUUUAAGGUGGGAAAUACACAUGCAGAGAUCAUCCGUUCACCCACACCGCGUCUCACAAAGACACGGCGGUUGGAACCAAAAAUCUCCAAUUUGGACUCCAGACCAAAGGACACAUUUCCACCGGUCUAAUGUCCAUUGCUUGUGUUUCUUGGCCUAAGCAAGUCUCUUCUUCCUGUUGGUGUCCUUUAGUAGUGGUUUCUUUGCAGCAAUUAGACCAUGAAGGCCUGAUUCACACAGUCUCCUCUGAACACUUUCAAAGUUCUUGAAAUGUUCCGUAUUGACUGACCUUCAUGUCUUAAAGUAAUGAUGGACUGUCGUUUCUCUUUGCUUAUUUGAGCUGUUCUUGCCAUAAUAUGGACUUGGUCUUUUACCAAAUAGGGCUAUCUUCUGUAUUAAAGUAAUGAUGGACUGUCGUUUCUCUUUGCUUAUUUGAGCUGUUCUUGCCAUAAUAUGGACUUGGUCUUUUACCAAAUAGGGCUAUCUUCUGUAUCACCCCCUACCUUGUCACAACACAACUGAUUGGCUCAAAUGCAUUAAGAAGGAAAUAAAUUCAAUAAAUUAACGUUUAAGAAGGCACACCUGUUAAUUGAAAUGCAUUCCAGGUGACUAUCUCCUGAAGCUGGUUGAGAGAAUGCCAAGAGUGUGCAAAGCUGUCAUCAAAGCAAAGGGUGGCUACUUUGAAGAAUCUCAAAAUAAAAUAUUUUUUGAUUUGUUUAACACUUUUUUGGUUACAACAUGAUUCCAUAUGUGUUAUUUCAUAGUUGUGAUGUCUUCACUAUUAUUCUACAAUGUAAAAAUAGUAAAUCGUAAAGAAAAACCCUUGAAUGAGUAGGUGUGUCCACACUUUUUACUGGUAGUGUAUAUGCACGCGUGACUAAGUCACUUUGAAUGAAAUGAUUUGCUGAAUGGUAUAUGUUAUUAUCAAUCCCACACUCAGUCAACACUGGGUUCUGAUACCAACUCUCUCUCUGUACUCUCUACCUCUGCCCCCAUUGGAGAGGAUAAGAGGAGACGUACAAAAACAGGAAGUAGUCAUGCAUCACUGUCAGUGUGACUUCCUGUCGAUCUGUCAUCAUUACUGCCAGUGUUGGCCCAGAAGUGGCCUCAGAUCACAGAGACAUGAAAAAAUACUCAAUAAUAUAUAGAAAAACAGCCACCACUCUACCACAGAAAGAUAUCAAGAUGACUUUACUCGAGGCUGUUCAAGGCACCUUUGAAGGAGGCGACAAACAUUCUAGCUAAAGAGGCUCUCCAUCUUUAAGACAAGACUCUUGACUGUUGCGUCCCAACAGACAGUAACUGUGCAUUUAGGUUCAUCUUCAGACUGCGAUGAAAGACAAGCCAUGGUGGGGUUUUACCCCAACCCAAGCUUUCCUCUCUCUUUCCCUCAAUGUGGGUGAGAUAGAGGGCAUGGUGGAUAGGAGCUUAGAAGCUAGACGAUUGUUUGUCCUUACUGUCAGCCUGAUGUUGGAUGAGUAGGACCCAGAGUUUUCCACACACACACUGAGCCAUGUGGUCAGAAAUAACUCAGGUUGUACAGUGUGUAUGAGGUAUAGGGGAUAUGAGUGUGUAACAACCUUUCACUCUAUAGUGAGACUCUGUGCUCUAAGGGAUGAUCAUAUGUGGUCUUCACGGUAGGAAUAAGUGAGUGAAUGAGACAGAAGAGGGGGGGAUGAGAGGCUGUGGUGUCGGAAACCUCAGCUAUCCAGCGAUCACCGCAGCCCACUAAUAGAAACCUCAUGACCAGAUUGGCAUAUCUCUCUCUCUUUCUCCCUCUCCCCCCCCCCCCCCCCCCCCCCCCCUCUCUCCCUCUCUCUCUCUCCCCCUGUGUCUCUGAUCAUCUUUUGCUUUCUCAAUCUUUUUCUCUCUCUCUCUCUCUCUCUCUCCCUUUUCCUUGCCCUCGCCCACCAACUCUCUCUCUCCCUCUCUCCCAUCCCUCUCUCCCAUCCAUUUGUUUUGUGAGGGAGGGAACUCAACCAGAGAUGCAGGCCUCCGUAUGAGUUAUCUGCCGACAGACUUUCUAUGUUCUUUUCAGCUUGAGUUGAAAUGAUCAUAGUUACUGUCUGUUGGGCUCAACAAAACACAGCCUCCAAACACAGCCUUCUCUGUGGGUUGUAUUUAAAGAUAUGCAUUAUUAUAGAGUGAGUCACACAGAUAUUGGUUUACAAAGAAAGAAAGGGACAUAUACAGCAAAUAGGUACAGACUGGUUCACAUAUACGUAGAUAUUGAUUUCCUAGAGAAUGAAUGGAUAGAUAAUGGAAAAGUCCCAGCCCCGACUAUACAUUAUUAUUUAUAGUUGGUGCUAUAUGAUGACUAUUUAGUGGCUAUGUCUAACUGGGUAUGAAGAGAUAUGCGUACCGGUAGUAUACAGAUCAAUCCUUCUACAUUUUAACAUCAUAGCCACCCAUGUGGCUAAUGGACUGUCACACACCUGUUGUACAUUUAUCUUCGGUAGUUAGCUGCUACUUGAGGUCUGCGACCUUGUUACCGUGCAUAUACAGUAGCCACAUGGUGCUCCACCUUUUCUCCAACAGGUGACUCACCCUCCUCUGUGUUUCUCCCCUCUCCUCCCCCCUCCUCCCCCAGGGCCCUCCUCCCCACAACUCAUACGCAGGUCUGCACAGUAAUCAGAUCCUCACCGUUAAGGUUUGUCCCUCGCGCCCAUCCGUAGCUUUGUCCUCCCAGCAGGCCUCUGCUGACCUGCCUGUCUCUCUCUGCUGGACUACAGUUGCUGGGUCACCUUUGACCUCUCAACCCUGACCUAUCAACCCUGACCUCUUACCUGGAAGCUUACUCUGUCGGUCGAUCUCUUCUCAGCACCUCACUCUGUCUCUCCUUGGAGAAUGGAGGGAAACUUCAGCCUGAAAUCGGUCCCUGACUUAUUUAAUCACUGAUUUCUUUAUUUUUCUUUCCCUCUAUUUAUUUUUCUCUAUCCACCACUCUGUCUCUUUCUCUUUCAAUCUCCUGCUCUGCACCCUCUCUGUGCUUCCCUCCAUCCCUACUCUUCCUUUUUCCUCUCCUCCUCCUCCUCCUCCUCCUCCUCCUCCUCCUCCUCCUCCUCCUCCUCCUCCUCCUCCUCUUCUGUUCUCCUGGUUCAGAUGGUCUUUCCCCGCUAUGACCAUGGCUUUAUGUCUGGUGACCAGUCCAACUUUCAGAGACGCUUGAUGAAGGUACACCUCCACUAAGGCAUGUGUGCACCUCUAACCACCUUUAACCCUUUCACUGCUGGUUGAUGUCUCUUAUUCACUGCUUGAUAUCAUAUCUCUCAGCCUUUUCUUCAUUAUCUCUCUCUCUCUCUCUGUUGCUCCCUCACACUUCCACAUCUCUCUGCUGCUUUCUCUCAGUUCAUCUAUCUCCUCAUGCACAUGUGCUGUGUUCUGUUUAAUGUGUGUGUGUGUGUGUGUGUGUGUGUGUGUGUGUGUGUGUGUGUGUGUGUGUGUGUGUGUGUGUGUGUGUGUGUGUGUGUGUGUGUGUGUGUGUGUGUGUGUGUGUGUGUGUGUGUUUCUAUUGUGUCUAUUUUGUAACAUGACAAAACAAAUAGAAAAUAUCUCAGGAAGACUACAGGGCAACAUGUUAGAGCGGCUUUAGGAUUGUGUGCUUUUCAUUAUAUUGGGAAUUGAACAGCUUUGAAGGUGGAGUCCGCUGCCUUCCAGAACUAUGUUAAUUAUCUACGUAGGGAAACAGAGUCUGGUGGAUGAAGACCUUCAUAGUAUCAGUCUAAAUGAAAAGGGCCUUCUCUCACACAUCUCACCACAACACACAGGCCCAGACCAGCACAUACAGUAUGUCUGUGAUUGAGUUCUGGGAAUAUCCAUGUGAAUACCAUGAGUUAAAGCAAUGGAUUUACAAGAACAGAGCAGGGAAACACUAACAUGAAGAGGGUUUACUUUAACCAUUAGAUUAGAUUACUUCACCACAGUGUGAAAAUACUGGUGUGGAAAUGCCUUAGUGGGAUGUAGCGCUAAGUGGGUUAAGGGAAAUUCUGAACUGGCAAGGAAGGACGUUUUUGCCUUGUAAAUUGUAAUUCCAUUGGUAAAAUACCCUUUCAUGUGAGGUGGUUCAUUUUGGCUAGAACAACCGCAGGAUGAAAUGAAACACUUCAUUUCACAGUUCAGUUAAUGUUGUGUUUAAUACUUAGUUAACUCAUCUCGUGCCUGGGAGAGUUUGCAUGUGUACGUUUGGGUGUGUUUGUGUGUGUCAUAUGGUAAAUAAUGUAUUUUCUGGAGAGAAAAACUAAACUGUGUGUGUGCGUGUGUGCGUGUACGCGUGUGCGUGUGUGUGCAUGCGUGCGUGUGUGCGUGUGCGCGUGUGUGUGUGUAUGUAUGUGUGCGUGUGCAUGCGUGUGUGUGUGUGUGCGUGCGUGUUUGUUUGUCACCAUCUUUCUUUCAUUUCUUCUAUCAUUAUUUCCCUCUCUUAUCCCUUUGUUGUCGUCCUGCAGGGUGACCAGGGGUCAGCUGGCCCUCCAGGCCCCCCCGGACCCCCAGGGUCCCCUGGCCCUAGAGGCCCUCCUGGGAACACAGGCAAGGACGGGCCCCGCGGCCCCGCUGGAGAACAGGUAACAGCAUUACCUUACACACACAUAUAAACACACACAUACAGGUAAAGGUAGAAUAUACAAAUGUAACCCAUAUGCAUGCACACACACCACAUACACACACGCAUAAAUUCCCAUUGUCUCCGUCGCUAUCUCCUCCCUUUUUCCCCUCGCUCUUUUUCUCUCUCUCUCUUGCGUCCUCUAUUAACCAAUACCGCGUCCUCUCUUAGUUCCAUGCAGCUGAUGAUGGAGAACUAGGUUAACACCAUUAAGUUUCUGGUCACUCCAACACCUGUCAUCAAUAGCUCUGUUGACCACAAUAGUGUUGACCUGGUCGUGUUGACCACAUAGGCGUGACAGUGAGGGAUGGUGAGGGGAAAGGGUCUAAUAAGAGUGCAGUGAACCCACAUCGACAGAGCCUACUGUGGUUGCCAGCGAGCUGCGGCUUCCUUAAAACAGCCCAAAAUAGACGCUUCGCUCCUGGCCUCAUCUGGUUUCUGUAACAGAAGGCCACAAAGUGAUCCAGCUAGCCCCAGUCUCCCACUAGUUGGCCCUAGUCUCCCCCACUCUCCCCCACUCUCCCCCUACCCCAGCCCUGUCACUCUGUGCCCCUGUAACAGAUAUGGCACUCUCUCUGGGUUCACCCACAGUUUUCCUGCCUCGGCAAACAAUAGAUCUUUAGCCUUGGGCCGCCACUGUUUCUCUAGAUUAACUUUAAACCAGCCUGGGGUAAUUUCAUCUGGAGCCACUGCCUCAAACUGUGGUUGGAGAGCAGUGGGAGGAGGAGCAGGGGGGAGAGGUUAAGGUCAAUUGUGUUUAUCCAAGAUCACAAACGAAUGCACUGUUACCCAUAUUGGCAGUUGGCAUGGUGUUGAAGCUGGACUGUAAUGAAAAUGUCGGUUAGUCAGGGCAAGAGGAGGGCUGGCUACAAAAACAAGGAACUAAGUGCAGGGGAGGACUAAAAAACAGACUUGAUUCAUAAAUGAGGGUGUAAACAAAUUGCUUGUCCUUUCAUUUAACAUUGUCCUGUUCCAGAGCAGAAAACAACAAAACAAAGCAACGUAGAGGCUGCGAGCCCUGUCCAUGUUGUAGACAGAUGUGUGAGAGAGAAAAGCAGAGGAGGACAGGAUCUGUUGUUCUACUCGUUCUCCCUAGUUAAUGACCUCAAACCCUCCUCAUUACAGAGACAGAUAGAGGGGGGGGGGGGGGGGGGGGAGAGGGAGAGAAAGAGAAAGGGGGGGGGGGGGGGGCAGAGAGAGAGCACAGAGGCUGUUCUGUGGCAUAAGAUAAUAAGAGGAGGAGGGUAAAGGAGAGAGGGCAGAGGACUUGAGAAAAGAUUGCCCAGUGGCAUCGAAAGGUAAGAGACUGGAGUGGAGAGAAGAGAAGAGUUAUGGGUGAGAGGGAAACAAGUAAACGAUAGGGUCCAAAGGUGAAGGGUGAGGGGAGAGUGUGUGGGGCGGUGUGCGUACAUGCGUGCACACCGCCCCACAAGGAAGCCAGAUGGAAUACGUCCCUGUUCUCAAGUAGUCAAUGGAGAAAAUGGGGAGAGAGUUAGCGUAACUUCACAUUCAUAAUAAUAUUUAGUACAGUAGAGCAGUAAGUGCUUGAGUGUGUAGAUAAACAGACAACGUGCCAAAGAGACAAAGAGCUGUCUGUCUGUAUGAGGGGCUACUUAAACAGUACAGCUCUCCUGGCCUCUCCAUGGAUGAUUUCAAUACACAUGGUUCUGUACCAAGCAUACAAUACAUCCACCUGGAACACACAAGCACUGUUUGUUUUACUAUCUUUGUGGGGACCAAACAAUUGAUUCCCAUUCAAAAUCGUAUUUUCCCUGACACCUAACCCUAACCCUAACCUUAACCCCAAAUCCCUAACCCCUAAACCUAACCCAAACACCUAACCCCUAAACCUAACCCUUAACCCAAAUUGUAACCCUAACCCUAAUUGUAACCCUAACCCUAAACUUAACCCCUAAGCUUAAAAUAGCCUUUUUCCUUGUGGGGAACGGUGAAAUGUCCUUGUUUUAUUAUCCUUGUGAGGACUUAUGGUCUGCACAAGGAUAGUAAAACUAAACACACACACACACACACACACACACACACACACAGUCAAAAGUUGUAUUUAGUGGAUUCAUUCUAAUCACCAUUGGAGCCAAGAAGUUUGAAAAGGAAGACGCUCUGUGUUUGUUUGUGUGUGAUACCUGAUUGUGUAUAUGAAGUCAUAGAAUGUCUUCUUAUAGAGAAAAUAAUGAGGGGUUAUGUAUGCCCAAAGCCAUAUUCAUGUAAAACAUGUCUCAUUCACGUGGUUCAUUGUAAGCAGAGGUACAUGUCCUCCAGCAUAGGAAGAUGGAGCCAAAAACAGCUGGACAUACAUAACAUCUCUCACACACGUGGUUCAUUGUAAGCAGAGGUACAUGUCCUCCAGCAUAGGAAGAUGGAGCCAAAAACAGCUGGACAUACAUAACAUCUCUCACACACGUGGUUCAUUGUAAGCAGAGGUACAUGUCCUCCAGCAUAGGAAGAUGGAGCCAAAAACAGCUGGACAUACAUAACAUCUCUCACACACUUGGUUCAUUGUAAGCAGAGGUACAUGUCCUCCAGCUUAGGAAGAUAGAGCCAAAAACAGCUGGACAUGCAUAACAUGAUGGCAGGCACUUAACCAUAUCUCUGUGUGGGCUGAUAAAACACUGACCUCCAGUGGCUACUCCUCAGAAUACACAAUGUCUAUGGGGACCUGGAUGUGUGAUUUUCUGCUUGGUUCUCCACAGGGUUUCCCUGGUCACGAUGGUAUGGAGGUGAGUGUGUUAUACACAUUUUAAUGUUUCUCGGUACUGCAUCUAGAGUCGUGCUAUUUAGUUUUGGGCACUAGCACGUGCAGGCAAGUUUAGAGAUUAUGUGCCAACUAUAUCUCUUUGUCAUUCACAGGGACAAGCAGGUUUACCUGGAAAGCCGGUAAGUCAUGUCUCUAUGUCCCUACACACACCACAAAGUACACUGUAAAUGUACACUCGACAUGCAUGGAGUUUACAGUAUAUCUGCCCAGAUGUCUAUGCAUACAAUAUAGUUUGUGUUGUGUGUUGACCUUUGUUGACCCCUUGUGCACUCUCAGGGUGAAGAUGGCGAGCCAGGAUACCCAGGACCACAGGGACCCCCAGGGUCAAAGGUGAAGAUGAUGCUAACGCUAAUUAAGGAGUUAGCCGUUGCAAACGUUAUUGAGUGACGCUAACACUAUUAGCCACUUAUUACAUGACCACGUUCAGAGUUUCUCCUACGCCUAACCCGCCUUCUCUUCUUCUUUUCAUCUCUAUGUCAGACCAGUAACAGACCGCCUGUGUUUUAUUCCCUCACUCUCUCUCUCUCUCUGGCCGUCCCUGCCUCUCAUAUCUAUCCCUUUCAUUCCUCCUUCACUUGUUUCUAUCUGGAGUUUAUCGCUCUAAACAGGUCUUGGGUGGCAUGGAUCGAGACAUCAAACACAUUGCUUUCGCUUUCAUUUGUACCCUCAUUGCUCUCUCUCUCUUUCUAUCUCCAUCUCUCUCUCUCCGCCGAGUUAGGCCUCUAGCCAGUGCUAAACACUCUCCCCUGGUGCAAUGAUGUCAUGGGCUUUUUAAUGACUCCAGAGACUACAGCACUUGGCACUGACUGCCUCUCUAUCAGCUUCAGUCAGUGUGUGUUUGUGUGUGAGUGUGUGUCUGUGUGUGUGUAUGCGUGCGCGCGUGGUGCGUGGUGCGCUCUCGUGUGUGUGUACUUCUGUGUGAGUACACACUCCUGGGACGCGUAGCUGUCUGGGAGUGAGUUGAAGUGAGCUGCUGUUUGUGGUUACUGAAGUUGUUGUCGGGGACAAACUGCUCAGCUCCAGCUCAAACUCUGCUAUGGCCAGGAAUAGAAGACGGCCUGCUGGCCCGGCCUGUCUACAGUCUGUUACACAGGCCUGUCUACAGUCUGUAACACAGGCCUGUCUACAGUCUGUAACACAGGCCUGUCUACAGUCUGUAACACAGGCCUGUCUACAGUCUGUAACACAGGCCUGUUCUAUGGUGUUAAUCCCUCUCUGUUCCUCUGGUGCUGUUUUUCACCACUUCCUCCUUCCAGCUCUACAACCAUAGAUGGAACUGACUGCCUAUAGCAGGCCUACAGUUUUUUAUGAUAUUGUACUGAACACAUUAUUGUAAAGUGGCUUACCUACACCUAAGCUUUGUGUCUUUUCUGUGUGUAACAGGGGGAGGCUGGUUUGCUGGGAGAGAAGGGUGAGAGGGGCAUGGACGGACUCCCAGGGUUUAAGGUGAGACAUAUCCUGUAAUCUCCACAUAAAUACAAUAGAGGUUGUUUCUCCUAUAUGGACACAGCCAAUUCAAAGGCUUUUGUUUGUGUGUAUUUUGUAGGGAGACAAAGGAGAUAUCGGAGAGCAAGGUGCCCAGGGAGACUUGGUAUGUGUACACAGCUUAAUCACCACCGAAGAUCAUGUUCACAGUUAUCUGAGGCUACCUUUUUUAUGUACUUUAUUGUGUGAUUAUUUGAUGCUUAUGAGCAUCUCAAUCUCUAUCUCUUUCUCAAUAUCUCUCUUUCUCAAUAUCUCUCUCUAUCUCUUUCUCAAUCUCUCUCUCUCUAUCUCUCUUUCUCAAUAUCUCUCUCAAUCUCUAUCUCUCUCUCUCUCUCUCUCUCUCUUUCUCUCUCUCUUUUCUUCUCCUCUCCUCUUAGGGUUAUCCUGGUGAGAAGGGGGUUCCCGGCUCUACUGAGGUCAUUGACUUCAAUGGGAAGCUACUAGAAGCCUUCCAGGUGAGACCUCCCAGUCAGAGACAUAGACAAUAUACCUGGUGUGUGUUUGAAGGCCCAUAGAGUAUCAUAGAGUUAUCCAGACAGACUUAACAUGCUGCUCUUCCUCCCUGACAGGCCAUCCAGACCAUCAGUGUCAGGGUAAACCAACUGUCACAUCAUGGCUUUGUAGACAUGAUCUGUGUAGUCAGUGUGUUGUCACACACACUAAUGCAUAGACAUAGGCGACAUACCCUCAUACACAUGAGCGUACACACACGGGUGCCUGUACACAUGUAGCUUCUAAGACCAGAGUGAAUAUCCCCUGGGUGUUUGUGUAAUGAGGACACUCUAUCCCACAGCCCUGACAUCAGACAUAUUAGAUGUCACUACUCCAUCACCCACAACCAUCAACUAUCCUCUCAUACAUAAAUAUAUACAGGACGCAACACCGAGCUACCAUAAAUACCUUAAAGCUGGAAUACAACCUCUGAUAUUACAUAGCCUGAAGUGACAUUCUCAAUCAUGCAGAAUCAAAACAUCAUUCAUUUCAUUUUUCGAAUGUAUUGUUCAUGCUGUGUUAUUGUUGCGUCACAGGAUAUGCGGCUUGAAAUUAACCCUGCUAUGUGGUGGUGUUAUCUGUGAUGUUGCUUGGGUUGAAAUAAUCUGUUUGCAUUUUUCUUGCUCAAUCCAGUCGGGACACAUAGUAAAGAGAGAGGGAGAUGUCUUUUAACUAAUUUCACAGUCUAGACACAAAGCUCUUCUCUUCAUGCUCGGUCCCACGCUACAUGCUAAUAACAGAUCCCUAUCUCUCCACUGGCGUGUGCUUCUGAUUAAAAACCACUAUGUACAGGGAUCCCUGGGGACCGAGUUUAGAGUAGGCCCAUGCAUGCUAUGCUUUGGACAUGACUGAGUUACACAUGAGCUGGUCACAACAUAGACAUGAGAUCUUAUCAGUGUUCUGAAGCCUAUCUAUACAAGUUUACAUACUUUCUCUCAAUGAGGUUAAGAGAGAGUCCAACCUAGGGAAGGUGAACUCUUGCCCAACCCAAAUCCGUUUUGAAUCAUUUCACUUGCUUCAUGAUGUGCCAUAUUGAUUCCAUCCACUUUAAUUUUUGGGUGAUGAACUUGGUGCUUCAGAAUUCAUUCAUUUGUUUUUACAGCUUUCAAAUUAUCUGUGUGGGUGGCCGUCGUUUCAGAAGAUGGAGUAAUUUGGAACAAUAGUUGUUUGUAAACCAUUCCUGUUGCCAUAGUUUUGCCAGAGCACAAAACAAAAACCUGGAAGAGAGGGGAUGGAGAAAUCAGCAUGUAUUAUACACCUCUGGGAAUUCACAUGAUUUCCAUAUUUUAUUGCUUCAGGACCAGACAGUGCUCAAGAGGUCACACACACACACACAACCUCUGCUUUGUGGCGAAGGGGAUCAGGGGCAUGAUGUAACCGACCUGUCACACAUCUCUAACCGCCACAGGAGGCACCAUGGGAUCCAUAUACCUCACAUACAGCAUACAGAAAUAGAACCACACAUUAGCCCCAAGGCCUAGGGUCAGCCAACCCAGGAACCGUCCAUGCUGCAGUGAGAGAAUGUCAGUCUGAGUCCAGGCUUUCCAUUCUCCUGCCCUGAGAGGCUUACUCCAUCCUGCCCCAUUAAAGAUGUGGUUAGAAGAGGUUAGGAUGCUGUGGAUGCUAUGGUAAUAGCUCUGGUUAGGUCGAUAGGGCUGUGUAGGGCUCUUUUAGGUUUACUGCUGGUGGGUGUUGGAGGUUUUUGCUGUGGGGUGGUGUGUGUGUGUGUGUGUGUGUGUGUGUGUGUGUGUGUGUGUGUGUGUGUGUGUGUGUGUGUGUGUGUGUGCCAUCCCCAGCUCCUUGCCGGACUUGAUCCACUUUCCUAUUGCUUGCUCAAGACUCCAGAGUCCUUCUUUGAGAGUUCAACCCAGGGUUAAUAAUAUACCAGCCAUGUUGUGUGAUAUGAUGCCAAGGUAUUGUGUUUAGCCAACCGCAUAACCUGGCCCAAUAGGUCAAUUUUAGGGACGAUUUGCACCAAAGCAUCCAUAACAAAGAUGGUCCUCAUCAGAGAGAGGACAAUAAUAAUCAGUUAGUUUACUGAGAGAGUCGUAUUGUCAAAUCCACCAUCCAUCUACAAUGUUUUUCUGUUUUAGCCCUAUGCUGGCGUCUUGAAUCCCACAAUUGCUCUAAGGCUAAUACAUACAUAAUCCACUGACUCUGAUUUAAUAUGCUUGUCUGAGCGGACCUACUCAACAAACAGCCACUGCAUGACUGCCUGAUGAAGGGUGAUGAAAUUGGAUAUACGUAGAUUCAUCCAUGGAUUUGAUUAUAAUUCUACUAACAGACUACUGAGACAGAUCGACUUGACCUAAUGUUUUGUAUUUUGUGUAACCUCUCUGUCUGUCUGUCCCUUCCUAGGGCCCACCAGGUUUACCGGGUCCUCCGGGACCCCCAGGGGGAAAGGUAGGGUCUUAUUUAUAUACACAUGCCAUCUCUUCUAUCCAUUGUGUCUGAAUCAAUGGAAGUCAAUACUCUUUGAAGGUAAAUUGUCAAUUUGAACUUCUUAUGUCUUUUCCUCACUACUCCAGGGAGAGCUAGGCUUGCCUGGGACAUCUGGACUGGAUGGGGAGAAGGUAUGGACACUCUAAUGUCCUUUUGACAUUUUUUAUAACCCACAUUGAAUCACUGUACCACUCAAAUGUUUAUAAAUGUUGCACAAUAUAUUUAAUUCACUUAUUAUCUGGAAUGAUAAUGAACAUGAUUAAUCAGAGUUGUCCUGAACCUCUCACCUUUUACCUCUAACCUUCUCUCCUCUUAGGGUCCGAAGGGAGAUAUGGGGGAGACGGGGUCCAUCGGCGAGAAGGGAGAGAAAGGAGAGAUGGGUCUCUCUGGGCCAGGGGUAAGUAGAUAGACGGGAACCCAAAGUAAUAACCACUUUCAUUAGAGGUGUAUACACAUUGUUGAGUAGCCUACUGUAAAGAGAUGUAAUUCCCCCUCUCUGUCUGUCUCAGGGGAUGGAUGGACAGAAGGGGGAGAAGGGAGACUCCAUUCUGGAAGAUAACCUGGUAAGUAAAACACACUGGUGUAUACUGUAUUCACACACUCAAUAGUUGUUUUUGAAUCUCUAUCAUAUUUGCAUUUAACACUGCUUCAGGUGGUGCGUACCUUGGCAGACAGUGGAAUUACAUAUUGUCUGCGUCUCAAAUGACACCCUAUUCCGUAUGAGCCCUGUUCAAAAGUAGUGCACUAUAUAGGGAAUAGGGUGCCAUUUUGGAUAUAACCAUUGAUAUGUUCAUAAUCUUUAAUGUGUUGUUUGUUGUUCUGUUAUUCAGGUUCAGAUGAUUUCUCAGCCGGGCCCUCCCGGCCCCCCAGGACCCCCUGGACCUACAGGGUUCAUGGUGAGUGUCACUAUACGAGAGUGUCCGUGUGUCACUAAAAGAGUUUCACCCCUCUGUUCCCCAAUAUGAUGUGGCUGAAUCCCUUCAGAGACAUAAGACUGACUGAUCUCUUUGUGUGUUCCAGGGUCAUCAUGGAACACCUGGCCCUAAGGUAAGACUAGAAGGCCAUAGAGCUACAGUAAUGUCUCUCAUCACAUUGUACUUGUCACAUGCUUCGUAAACAACAAGUGUAGACUAACAGUGAAAUGCUUACUUAUGGACCUUUCCCAACAAUGCAGAGGGGAAAAAUAUAAAUAAAUACACAAUGAGUAAUGAUAACUUGGCUAUAUGGGGUACUAGUACCUAGUCGAUGUGCAGGGGUACAAGGUAAUUGAGGUAGAUAUAGACAUACAGGUAGGGAUAAAAUGACUAGGCAACAAGAUAGAUAAUCUGUACGUGCUCUUGAGUGUUGUAGAGUGUACUGAGUAUCAUGUGUUCCCAUGCAGGGAGAGCCUGGAGACAGAGCUAAAGGGGAGAAGGGAGACAUCGGACCUGCUGGACUGAGGGUGAGUGAUACUGUAGAAUCAUACAUUAUGAGCUGCUGCUGGUGAUGAUGAUGGUUGAUGAUGAUGAUGAUUAUAUCUAACGUGUCUGUCCUCCCCAGGGUAUUGAUGGCCCUCAGGGUCCCCCAGGCUCCACAGGAUUGGUGGGUCUCCCAGGCACCAAAGGAGAGAAGGUGGGUGAUGCCCUCAUCACCAGAUAACCUUAGCAUAUUAGGCCUACGAUCAUUGCAUGCCGUGGUCUUUCAUGGUCUUGGUCAUGGUGGUACUGAUGCAUUCAUUAAUGUGUGUGUUGACAGGGAAAGUCUGGGGAGCCUGGAAUGGAUGUAAGUAUGAAAUAGUGUUUUUGAACUUUGACCUACCACACUAUAUGACACUGGGGAAUUCUCUGCAGCACACACUAACCCGUUCCUCCCUCCACAGGGUUUCCCAGGCCUGAUUGGAGAGAAGGGAGACCGGGGAGACAGAGGAGACAAGGUGGGAGGAGCAUGUUCUUUCCUUCUUUAGCCCACAGUUCUGCUAUUAUGCAUACACAUCAGAAUCAGUGUUGCUCUACCUGUAUGCUUACCUGCCAUCAUUGAAGCAGGUCUUGCCAGUUUAAAGUUGGUGGGUUAGCCAAGACGUGUUUAUUCCAUUAAACAUUGGGUAGGGAUCUGAGAUGGUUGUAAUGGUAAUUGUACGGUCACUGUUACUACUGUUACUACAGUGACUACUUGGUGAUGAACCGUAAGUACACAAGCGUGCUGUAGGGAGCUGUAGUUGUAAAUAUACUAGGGUGAGCUGUAGUUCUAAAUAUGACCACCAAAAUACACAACACGUAACCUGCAUGAUGGAGAGAGUGGCGCAGUGGUCUAAGGCCACUACAGAUCCUGGUUCGAAUCCAGGCUCUGUCGUAGCCGGCCGCGACCGGGAGACCCAUGGGGCGGCACACAAUUGGCCCAGCGUCAUCCAGGGUAGGGGAGGGAAUGGCCGGCAGGGAUGUAGCUCAGUUGGUAGAGCAUGGCGUUUGCAACGCCAGGGUUGUGGGUUCGAUUCCCACGGGGGGCCAGUAUGAAAGAAAAGAAAAGAAAUAAAAUAAUGUAUGCACUCACUAACUGUAAGUCACUCUGGAUAAGAGCUAAAUGAUUAAAAUGUAAAUAUAUUUUUUAACACUUUCAUUUAUUUUAAUAUGUCAAUAUGUAUUUGUUGUCUAUGUUUUGGCGUGAAACUGGUGGCAAAAGUCAAUUGUCGGACGAUGUGUAGAUGUAAUUGAAAUAAUGCAAUUGUUGAUUACAUGCUUUUUCAUUAAUUGGGUUAUUUGAUCUUGAACCAAUUGUUCUUUCUUUUAGAAACAAAUCUAUCUAUGAAUAUUUUUUUUAAUAGAUUGCCAUGGAUUUUCUGUCAAUUACUAAAAUUACUGAAGAUUCUUUGCAACCCUAUCUAAAACUGAACUCCUAAUGAUAAUAGGUUGUAUUUCUAAUAAUUCAAUUUCUAAUAAUAACUCAGAAGUAAUUAAUGGAUUUUUGAGCAGAUUAUGUUCAGCAGAUUACUUAUCUGGUUUAGUUUAGCUGCAGCAGGGUGCUCUAUUCUUCGUGCCACUUCUGCAUAGCUGUCUUGCUGGACUGUUGGUCUCUUCUGAUUGGGGUGUUGUCCUGUUAGCAUGGGGGGUAGUGGGGUUGGGGGGUGCUGUCCACUCUGCAAGGGGCCCGAUGGUGCAGGGUGGUGUUGGACACUCUAGAUGGGGCCCGAUGGUGUAGACAAAAUAUUUAAGUGCCUUUGAACGUGGUAUGGCAGUAUGUGCCAGGCACACCAGUUUGAGUGUGUCUAGAACUGCAACGCUGCUGGGUUUUUCACGCUCAACAGUUUCCCGUGUGUAUCAAGAAUGGUUGAUUAUGACACCUUGUAGAGUCCAUGCCCCGACAAAUUGAGGCUGUUCUGAGGGCAAAAGGGGGUGCAACUCCAUAUUAGGAAGAUGUUCCUAAUGUUUUGUACACUCAGUGUACAUAACACUACAUAAUACUACAUAAUCUCCUUCCUCAUGCUUCAGAAACAGGAGAUGGCUCCUGCCCAAUGAGCCGUUCCGGCUCGCACAAGCCAAGGCUCGUGCUAGUCCACCCACCUACAUAAUACAAUACAUAAUACAGUGCAGAUUACAAUACAAAAUAUAUAAUAAUGUCUGUGUCUUUUCACAGUCCCCAUUGUGCCGUAAGGUGUUUUUUUAUCUGGUUUCUGAAUCUGGUUUUAUUGCUAGCUUCAGUUACCUGGGGUGGCAGAGAGUUCCAUGUAGUCAUGACUCUAUUUAGUACUGUGCAUUUCCCAGCCUCUGUGCUGGACCUUGGGACUGUGAAGAGACCUCUGAUUGCAUGUCUUGUGUUGUACUGAUGAGUGUCUGAACUGUAGUGAUGCAGUCCAUCUCUCCUCAACUUUGAGCCAGGAGAGAUUGACAUGCAUGUUACAGAUAUUCGCACGCCGUGUACAUCUAAGUCCAAUAAGUACUGCUCUGUUCUGGACCAACUGCAAUUUCCCUAUGUCCCUCUUUGUCGCACAUGACCACACAACUGGGCAGUAGUCCAGGUGCAACAAAACUAGGGCCUGUAGGACCGGUCUGGUCGACUGAGAUGUCAAGAAAGCAGAGCAACACCUUAUCAUGGAUAAACCUCUUCCCAUUUGAGCAACCAUUGAGUCUAUAUAUUUUGGCUUUGACAGAUUGCUAUCUAGGGUUACACCCUGCAGUUUAGUCUCCUCAACUUGCUCAAUCGCCACAUUAUUCAAUAAUAGAUCUAAAUUAGGUUUAGCGUUGAGCUAGUGAUUUGUCCCAAAAACAAUGCUUUUAGUGUUUGAGAUAAAUAGCAUCAGCCUAUUGCUAGUUGCCAAUUGUAAAACUGACUGAAGUUCUAUGUUAAGAGUGUCAAUUCUUUAUUUUACUGUCUUAGCCAACGUGUAUACUGUUGAGUCGUCAGCAUACAUAGGCACACAUGCUUUAUUCAAGGUCAGUGGAAGGUCAUUAGUAAAAUCAGAAAACAAUAAUGGCCCAAGCCAGCUGCCCUGCGGUACACCACACUCAACCAAAUUUGUAUUAGAGAGGCUUCCAUUAAAGAAAACCCUCUGCAUUCUAUUAGAUAGGUACUCUCAAUCCAUGAUAAGGCAGAGGACACAAAUCCAUAACACCUACGUUUUUUCAGCAAUAGGUUAUGAUCAAUGAUUUCAAAAGCUGCACUAAAGUCUAACAAAACAGCUCCCACAAUUUUCUUACUAUCAAUUUCUUCAGUAAUUUGUGUCAGUGCCGAGCAUGUUGAGUGCCCUUCCCUAUAAGCAUGCUGAAAGUCUGUAGUUAAUUUCUUUUCUGUAAAAUAACCAACUAGCUCUCACAGUCUCACAUCAGAAUUAGAUGUUUAUCCAUGUUUCUCAAACAUCAAAUUUCAAAGUUGUUUAAGUGUUUAAGGUUAAGUUUAGGCAUUAACUCCCAAGUGGCGCAGCGGUCUAAGGCACUCCAUGGCAGUGCUUGAGGCGUCACUACAGACCUGGGUUCGAUCCCGGGCUGUGUCACAGCCGGCCGUGACUCCCAUGAGGCGGCGCAUAAUUGGCCCAGCGUCGUCUGGGUUAGGGGAGGGUUUGGCCGGCCUGGAUUUCCUUGUCCCAUCGCGCUCUAGUGACUCCUUGUGGUGGGCCGGGCACCUGCAAGCUGACCUCGGUUGCCAGCUGGAUGGUGUUUCCUCCGACACAUUGGUGCGGCUGGCUUCCCGGUUAAGCGAGCAUUGUGUCAAGAAGCAGUGCGGCUUGGCAGGGUCGUGUUUCAGAGGAGGCAUGGCUCUCGACCUUCGCCUCUCCUGAGUCCAUAGGGGAGUUGCAGCGAUGGGACAAGACUGUAACUACCAAUUGGAUAUCACAAAAUGCGAGGAAAAAGGGGGAAAAUUAGAAUAAUCUCUGAAUGGGUUAAGUUUAGGCAUUAACUCUGAAAUUGUAAAGUUAGGCAUUAACUCGGAAUGGUUAAGGUUUGGGAUAGGCUUAAAACCAAAAUCUCAAAAACAACUUUCUAUCGCUAGAUUCAAACAUGCAACAUUUGGAAUCAGAGGCAGAUGCUUACGCCCAUCUGUCAUCCCCGUCCACAAUGCCCUAGCAAAACCGAAACCUACUUGAAGGUAACAGCGCUCACUGUUGCCCCUAGUGGCCGGUUCCCACGUCAUCUCCCGAUGUCCUCAGACAUGGAUGGACGUUGAAUACUGACAUGUAUCACGGGUGACCUGGUUGAAAAUAACUUUGUAUUUGAUCAAAUACCAUUUUUUCCUAAAGUUUGACAAGCACUGGUAAGAGGCUCAUUGGUCGACUGUUUCAACCAUUAAAGAGUACUCUGCUAUUAUUGGGCAGCGGAAUGACCUUUCCCUCCUUCCAGGCCUGAGGCACACACCAUCUUCUAGGCUUAAAUUGAAGAUGUGGCAAACAGUUGCAAUGUAUUCCGUUACCAAACUCAGCAACUUACCAUCCAUGUUGUUGGUACCAAGUGGCUUGUCCUUAUUUAUAGAUAGCAAAAAGAAUAUCACCUCUUUCACACCCACUUUGCGGAACUCAAAACUACAGUGCUUGUCUUUCAUUAUUUUAUGCAUGAAUAUGAAGGCUCAGCGUUUGUUGUUUGCAUGUCAUACCUAAGUUUGCUAAUCUUGUCAACAAAAAGGUUAUUCAAGUGGUUGGCAAUAUCAAAGGUUUUUGUUAUGAACAAGCCAUCUGCCUCAAUGAAGGAUGGAGCCGAGUUCACUUUAUAAAGUACUCCAGAGCAUUUUACUAUCAUUCUUUAUAUCAUUUAUCUUUUUCCAUAGUAUAGUUUCUUCUUCUUUUUGUUUAGUUUAGUUACGUGAUUUCUCAAUUUGCUGUAUGUUUGCCAGUCUGCUGUGUUGCCAGACUUAUUUGCUAUUCCCUUUGCCUCAUCCCUCUCAGCCAUACAAUUUUUCAAUUAAUCAUUUAUCGAUGGGGAUUUGUCAGUUCUACCAGUCAGUUUCUUGAUGGGCCUAUCAGUAACCGGAAGAAGCAGUUUCAUAAAUGCUUCAAGUGUUGUUCCUCAUUACACAUCAAAUAUUUUUCACAUUUUCGACAUGGGAAUCAUUGCAAAACCUCUUGUAUGAUCGCUUAUACACAAUUUUAGGUCCAGUCUUUGGAACUUAGUUUUUUUUUUAGAUAUGGCUAUUAUAUUAUGAUCACUACAUCCGAUGGGUGUGGAUACUGCUUUAGAGCAGAUUUCAGCCGCAUUAGUAAAGAUGUGAUCAAUGAUUUAGUUCCUGUUCUGUUUGUAAAUACCCUGGUAGGUUGACUGAUAACCUGACCCAGAUUGCAGGCAUCGGUUACAGCUUGAAGCUUCUUUUUGAGUGGACAGCUUGAUGACAACCAGUCAAUAUUUAGAUAUUUAGUUGAUAUCACAUACAUUAUCGAGCAUUUCACACAUAUAGUCCAAAUACUGACUUUUAGCACCCGGUGGUCUAUAGCAACUUCCCACAAGAAUAGGCUUUAGGUGAGGCAGAUGAACCUGUAGCCAUAUUACUUCUACAUGAUCUGACAUGAGAAGCUCUCAUUCUAACAGGAAUAUGACUCUGGACACACAGAGCAACACCUCCUCCAUUUGCAUUUCUAUCUUUCCAAUAUAUCUAUAACCAUGUAUAACUAACUACUACUGCGUCAUCAAAGGAAUUAUCUAAGUGAGUUUCAGAGAUGGCCAGAAUAUUAAUGUUUUCUGACGUUUGUGAGUUGUCAAUUUGUCCAUUUCAGGCUACAUAUGUUAAUAGUGGCCAUUUUUAGUCAUUUUCUGGGUUGGUUGUUUGUUUUUAGUGCUAUUCUGAGAGGCUGAUCCGAGGUAGACAUGUCAGAGUAGUGUUGGGGUAGGUACUCUGAAAUAUAUAGUUUACCAAGCUACCAACUACUUCACACUGGAAGAAGUUGAGUUACAGAAAAAUUAUCAUAUCUGAAUCUGAAAUGUCAUAUAAUAACAAAUGUUUUUUGGGGUGAAAAUAGUUCCAGUAGUUACCUUCACCAUUACAGGCAAAACAAUUAUUGACUACUGAAAACACUACGAAGAUUUUUAUUUAGUUAAACUUCCACCAACAUGUUGUUGAAUUACUAGUUGAAUUGAAUUUAGUGGAACUACUCCCCAACACUGCCUGUCUGAUCUCUCUCUCUCUCUCUCUCUCUCUUUCUCUCUCAACAGGGUGACCGGGGGACAGUGGGGAAGAGAGGUCUGAAGGGCGGUAAGGGGGAGCAGGGUCCUCCUGGACUGGACCAGCCCUGUCCUGUGGUACGUCACACUCAACCUUGACCUUUCAUCCAUGAGCCUAUGGACAUUUAUCUCCUUUGAGCCAGACUUGAUAAAAAACGUUAUUUAAUUACAAUUGCAGAUACUUUACUAUUUACUUUUUUCAUUUUAAUCUCUAUUUCUAUGAUUUCUUACUAAAGUGCUUUCAGAAAGUAUUCACACCCCUUGACCUUUUCCACAUUUUGUUGUGUUACAGCCUGAAUUUAAAAUGGAUUAAAUUAAGAUUUUUUUUGUCACUGGCCUACACACAAUUGUAAGGGUUUGUGUGAGGUGUGACCCAGGUGCGGUGCAGGAUAGACAGUAGGCAGAGAUGGUGAAACAAGGAUCUUUACUGGUGGUCCUGAAGCCAGGAUAUAAAACAACAGACUUAACACGAUGAAAGAAAGGUGGAGAAAAUAAGUCUCCAAAAACUGGCUGACAGCCAAAAUACGAAAUAGUAACUAUGACUGAAAUAAGAAAGAAACAGGAAGAAGACUUCUCGAGUACUUGUACACACUUCUCCGAUCAGACACUGAUUAGUACUGCUGAGCAUAGAGAAACUAGCAGAGAAAACAGAGCAAGGGAACACAGGGAAGUGAGGGCAUAAAUACACAGGUGAACAGGUAGACACAGGUGACACCAAUAGGAUGAUGAUUAGUCCAGACUGUGAGUAAGGAGGUGCCUAAGGUUGUCGGAGGAUGACACCUAGUGGGUCGCUCCGGAACUGCGACCCCCUCCUGUAACACACAAUACCCCAUAAUGUCAAAGUGGAAUUAUGUUUUUUGAAAUUUGUACAAAUUAAUUUAAAAUGAAAAGCUGAAAUGUCUUGAGUCAAUAAGUAUUCAACUCCUUUAUUAUGGCAAGCCUAAAUAAGUUCAGGAGUAAAAAUGUGCUAAACAACUUACACUCAAGUUACACUCUGUUUGCAAUAAUAGUGUUUAACAUUAUUUUUGAAUGACUACCUCAUCUCUGAACCCCACACAUUAAAUUAUCUGUAAGGUCCCUCAGUUGAGCAGUGAAUUUCAAACACAGAUUCAACUACAACGACCAGGGAGGUUUUCCAAUGCCUUGCAAAGAAGAGCACCUAUUGCUAGAUGGGUAAACAUUUUAAAAGGAGACAUUGAAUAUCCCUUUGAGCAUGUUGAAGUAAUUAAUUAUACUUUGGAUGGUGUAUCAAUACACCCAAUCAUUACAAAGAUACAGCUGUCCUUCUUAACUCAGUUGCUUUAGAGGAAGGAACCGCUCAGGGAUUUCACCAUGAGGCCAAUGAAACUGUUACAAAGUUUAAUGGCUGUGAUAAGAGAAAACUGAGGAUGGAUCAACAACAUUGUAGUUACUCCACAAUACUAACCUAAUUGACAGAGUGAAAAGAAGGAAGCAAAUCCAAUACAACACAUUACUGAGUACCACUCUCCAUAUUUUCAAGCAUAGUGGUUGCUGCCUCAUGUUAUGGGUAUAAAAUCAAAUAAAAUCAAAUUGUAUUUGUCACAUGCGCCGAAUACAACCUUACACUGAAAUGCUUACUUACAAGCCCUUAACCAACAAUGCAGUUUUAAGAAAAUAAUUAAAGAGUAGCAGUAAAAUAACAAUAGCGAGGCUAUAUACAGGGGGUACCGGUACCGAGUCAAUGUGCGGGGGCACCGGUUAGUCGAGGUAAUAUGUACAUGUAGGUAGAGUUAUUAAAGUGACUAUGCAUAGAUAAUAAACAGAGAGUAGCAGCAGCGUAAAAGAAGGGUGGGGGGGGGGCAAUGCAUACAGUCUGGGUAGCCAUUUGAUUAGAUGUUCAGGAGUAUUAUGGCUUCGGGGUAGAAGCUGUUUAGAAGCCUCUUGGACCUAGACUUGCCGCUCCGGUACCGAUUACCGUGCGGUAGCAGAGAGAGCAGUCUAUGACUAGGGUGGCUGGAGUCUUUGACAAUUUCUAGGGCCUUCCUCUGACACCGCCUGGUAUAGAGGUCCUGGAUGGCAGGAAGCUUGGCCCCAGAGAUGUACUGGGCCGUAUGCACUACCCUCUGUAGUGCCUUGCGGUCGGAGGCCGAGCAGUUGCCAUACCAGGCAGUGAUGCAACAAGUCAGGAUGCUCUCGAUGGUGCAGCUGUAGAACCUUUUGAGGAUCUGAGGACGCAUGCCAAAUCUUUUGAGUCUCCUUAGGGGGAAUAGGUUUUGUCGUGCCCUCUUCACGACUGUCUUAGUGUGCUUGGACCAUGUUAGUUUGUUGGUGAUGUAGACACCAAGGAACUUGAAGCUCUCAACCUGCUCCACUACAGCCCCGUCGAUGAGAAUGAGGGUGUGCUCGGUCCUCUUCUUUUUCCUGUAGUCCACAAUCAUCUCCUUUGUCUUGAUCACGCUUGUAAUCGUUAAAUACUUUGGAGGUUUUCAGAAUUAAAAAGAAAUAGAAUGGAGCUAAGCACAGGCAAAAUCCUAGAGGAAACCUGGUUCAGUCUGCUUUCCACCAGACACUGGGAGAUGCAUUCACCUUUCAGCAGGACAAUACCCUAAAACACAAGGCCAAAUCUACACUGGAGCUACUUACAAGGAAGACAGUGAAUGUUCCUGAGUGGCCGAAUUACAGUUUUUAAUUAAAACUACUUGAAAAUCUAUGCCAAAACCUGAAAAUGGUUGUCUAGAAAUUAUCAACAACCAAUUUGACAGAGCUUGAAGAAUAUUUAAAAGAUUAAUGGGCAAGUGUUGCACAAUCCAGAGGUGUAAAGCUCUUACAGACUUACCCAGAAAGACUCCCAGCUGUAAUCACUGCCAAAGGUGCUUCUACAAAGUAUUGACUCAGGGUUGUGAAUACUUAUGUAAAUUAGAUAUUUCUGUAUUUCAUUUUCAAUAAAUUUUGCACAAAUGUAUAAAAACAUGUUUUCACUUUGUCAUUAUUGGGUAUUGUGUGUAGAUGGAUGAGAGAGAAAAAAACAAUAAUCAAUUUUGAAUUCAGGCUGUAACACAACAAACUGUGGAAUAAGUCAAGGGGUGUGAAUACUUUCUGUACUGUAUAUGCUAUUCUGUAUCUCUGGGAGUAGUGUACGUUCAGAGUGUGUGUAACAGUAGGUUGGCUCUUGCUGACAGGGUUCUAAUGGGACUAAAGGACUUUCUGAUGAGGGGGCACAGUCCAUCCCUCCUCCUGCUCCUCUUCCUCCUUCUGGCCCUGAGGACCCCUGUCCUUUGGUACAGUAUCUCUACCUGUUUCCACCUUUUCACCUCUUUCCUUUGUGUCUGCCUUUUUCCCCUUUCGAUCCCAUGCACUAUUUCCCUUAGUCUGCUUUCCUAUUCCAUGUGUGUUUGCUAUCUGAAUUAUGUCAUUUUUUACAGCAGUAGGCAGGAUAGUCACAGGAAUCCUGAGAUCAGCAUAAUUCCAGCUCCAUAUUGUGUUGUGGUCUUGAUGUGGUUGUUGGUUGUUAAUGUGCUGACUUGCAUGUGGUAUGGUAUAGUGCUUUUGGUAUAGUGCUUUUAGAAGCUAAAAUAACUAUGUAUGCUGAUGAUUGCACACUCUACACAUCAGCACCUACAGCCAGUUAGCUCACUGAGACUCUUAGUAAGGAGUUACAGUCAGUGUCCGAAUGGGUAAUUACCAAUAAACUGGUCUUAAAUACAUCUAAAACCAAAAGCAUUGUAUUUGGUUCAAAGCAUUCUCUUAUACCUUAACCUCAACUGGAGUUGUGCAUAAAGGAUGGGACCAUUGAAGAAGUUGAAGAAGUUGAACUCCUAGGAGUAACAUUGGAUAGUCAGCUAUCAUGGUAGACAUAUUGACAAAGACGGUGUGAGGUAUGUCCAGUGGCGGCUCCUGAAAAAAUUCUCAGGGGGGGCAAUUUUUCUGAUGAUUUAGGUGACCUACACACAUUUUAAAAAAGAUAUGUCCAGCAACAACAUGAAGACAGGGGCAGCAUAUAAGUCAAUACCAGAAGCAUUUAUUGACUGAUCUCAAAAGUGUUGGCUUACCAGGGUUGGUGGAGCCCUCAGUUUCAUCUUUGCCUCGCAAAGCUAACUCAAACACUCCGCAAAACUUCACACACUGGAUUAGCCGGCUGAGGAUGUGGCGGUUCUUGCUAAUGUCGUAGUAAAUAUAUUUGUUAUAGUGAAUAUGGAAUAUGAUAUGUUGAGUAAAAUGUUGUGCUAAGAUCUAUUUAGGUCAGGAGCUGGUUAUAAGUUCUGUUCCUAUCCAAUAACAAUGGACAAAAGGGUCCUAUCUUGUCAGCCUUGUCAGUUUCAGUUCUCCAGUAAACUUGUGAUUAUCAACACUAACCUCAUCGUUGUGGCGGCGGACAGCUAGCCUGUAUCCCUCAUCCAGUUGAGUGGGAAUGUUCACUCUCCCCAAAGCAGACAAUCUCAAACAGCUAUCCAUGUGGGUCUUUGACAGCUCAUGUUUCUUAAUCUUUCCUGAAAGAUGGUGCAUGUCCGUUACACACCAGUCGCUGUCCAAGCGGUGCUGUCUGCCGUGCCGCCUUCAGGGUGAAAGAGUAAGCAGGGGGGUAGCAGAAGACUGCAUUAGCUACAUCGCAGCCUGCUAGCCAGGUUUUUCGUUCGUACCAAUUUUUGGAAAAUCCUCGGGUGUAGGACUUCCCCCUUUUAGUAGAAACCUGUUGAAUUAUUAAAUUUGGUCUGGGAGGUCCUAAUUGUUUCGUUGCCAAUUUAUCUUGAUUUGUUCGCCGACAAAAAGUAACUUAUUUCAAAGAGACAAUCGAGUUGCACUGAACGCUAUAGCCAUCUUGAUAGUAGUACGUGAAUUGAUUGAUGAGGCUACCCGCUCUUUUCUUAGUUACGUUCAUGGUUACGUUACGUAUGACGAAAGCGCGUAAGUGCAAGCCCUCAGAAACCCAUAGAGAUUGUAUUGAAAGCUCUGAUAUUUGAAAAAAAUAGAUUUUACAUGGGAGUCUAUGACAGACUUCUGGGCGAUUUUCAACCUGACUGAAAUCGCCCCAAAAGGGGGGGGGGCCAUUUGAAGCACGACUUUAGCCUGAUUGGACAUUUAGUGGCACUGUGGCAGAUCAGACGUCUAGAUUACAACACUGAUAACUACUGUUGCCGUGAUAUAAUUGAUUAGAAAAAAAAUCCCUUCCUUUUCCCGUUUGGCAGUGCGUCGCCCAUAUCGCCCUAUUGAACACACCGCCCCUGGGUAUGUCUGUUAUAAAAAGACGUUCUGCGUUUUUUACACAAAGAACAACUAUACUAGUUGUUCAGGCUCUGAUCUUGUCCCAUCUUGAUUACUGUCUAAUAAUAUGGUCAAAUGCAGCAAAGAAAGACCUAGCAAAACAAAGCAGCACGCCUUGGCCUUAACUGCACACAUAGAACUAAUAUAAACAACAUGCAUGAUAGUCUUUCAUGGUUGAGGGUUGAGGAGAAAUUGACCACUUUUCUUCGAGUAUUUUUAAGAAACAUUUGUGUGUUGAAAAUGCCUAACCAUUUCUAUAAUCUAUUUGCAUACACUUCAAACAGACAUACAGUGAGGGAAAAAAGUAUUUGAUCCCCUGCUGAUUUUGUACGUUUGACAAAGAAAUGAUCAGUCUAUAAUUUUAAUGGUAGGUUUAUUUGAACAGUGAGAGACAGAAUAACAACCAAAAAAUCCAGAAAAACGCAUGUCAAAAAUGUUAUAAAUUGAUUUGAAUUUUAAUGAGGGAAAUAAGUAGUUGACCCCUCUGCAAAACAUGACUUAGUACUUGGUGGCAAAAUCCUUGUUGGCAAUCACAGAGGUCAGAUGUUUCUUGUAGCUGGCCACCAGGUUUGCACACAUCUCAGGAGGGAUUUUGUCCCACUCCUCUUUGCAGAUCUCCUCCAAGUCAUUAAGGUUUCGAGCCUGAUGUUUGGCAACUCGAACCUUCAGCUCCCUCCACAGAUUUUCUAUGGGAUUAAGGUCUGGAGACUGGCUAGGCCACUCCAGGACCUUAAUGUGCUUCUUCUUGAGCCACUCCUUUGUUGCCUUGGCCGUGUGUUUUGGGUCAUUGUCAUGCUGGAAUACCCAUCCAUGACCCAUUUUCAAUACCAGGCUAAGGGAAGGAGGUUCUCACCCAAGAUUUGACAGUACAUGGCCCCGUCCAUCGUCCCUUUGAUGCGGUGAAGUUGUCCUGACCCCUUAGCAGAAAAACACCCCCAAAGCAUAAUGUUUCCACCUCCAUGUUUGACGGUGGGGAUGGUGUUCUUGGGGUCAUAGGCAGCAUUCUUCCUCCUCCAAACACGGCGAGUUGAGUUGAUGCCAAAGAGCUCCAUUUUGGUCUCAUCUGACCACAACACUUUCACCCAGUUCUCCUCUGAAUAAUUCAGAUGUUCAUUGGCAAACUUCAGAUGGUCAUGUAUAUGUGCUUUCUUGAGCAGGGGGACCUUGCGGGCGCUGCAGGAUUUCAAUCCUUCACAGCGUAGUGUGUUACCAAUUGUUUUCUUGGUGACUAUGGUCCCAACUGCCUUGAGAUCAUUGACAAGAUCCUCCCGUGUAGUUCUGGGCUGAUUCCUCACCGUUCUCAUGAUCAUUGCAACUCCACGAGGUGAGAUCUUGCAUGGAGCCCCAGUCCGAGGGAGAUUGACAGGUCUUUUGUGUUUCUUCCAUUUGCGAAUAAUCGCACCAACUGUUGUCCCCUUCUCACCAAGCUGCUUGGCGAUGGUCUUGUAGCCCAUUCCAGCCUUGUGUAGGUCUACAAUCUUGUCCCUGACAUCCUUGGAGAGCUCUUUGGUCUUGGCCAUGGUGGAGAGUUUGGAAUCUGAUUGAUUGCUUCUGUGGACAGGUGUCUUUUAUACAGGUAACAAGCUGAGAUUAGGAGCACUCCUUUUAAGAGUGUGCUCCUAAUCUCAGCUCGUUACCUGUAUAAAAGACACCUGGGAGCCAGAAAUCUUUCUGAUUGAGAGGGGGUCAAAUAAUUAUUUCCCUCAUUAAAAUGCAAAUCAAUUUAUAACAUUUUUGACAUGCAUUUUUCUGGAUUUUUUGGUUGUUAUUCUGUCUCUCACUGUUCAAAUAAACCUACCAUUAAAAUUAUAGACUGAUAAUUUAUUUGUCAGUGGGCAAACGUACAAAAUCAGCAGGGGAUCAAAUCAUUUUUUCCCUCAUUGUACAUACCCCACCAGACACACCACUGUGGGUUUCUUCACUGUACCAAACCAAAAACGGAUUUAAUGUGUCACUCAGUUAUGUAUAGCCAUGUCAUCAUGGAAUGCUUUGCCACCAGAGGUUACAUAUUGUAUCACAGCGCAUCUACUGUUUCUAAAGAUCUAAUUUAACUGUAUAUAAGAAUAUGGAUAUGCAUGUAUAGUGUGUAAAUAGUAUUCCUGUUGUCUCUUGGUGUCCAAUAUCUAACUCUUAUUUAUUUAUUUUUUGUAUAAAACAUAUUGUUUUGCUUAUAUACUCUUGACUAUAACUGUUCUGUACUUUGUCAUGUAUUUGUAUGUUUUAUAUGGACCCCAGGAAGAGUAGCUGCUGCAUGUGCAGUAGCUAAUGGAGAUCCUAAUAAACUAAACUAAACUUUGGUGUUUUCACCAUACAUUACGUGAAACUGCCCCACUAACCACCCCUCUCUCUUGUUCUGUUAUCCCCAGGGGCAGGAUGGACUGCCCAUACCAGGAUGUUGGCACAAGGUGAGUGGUGGUAGAUUAUAACACACAGGGUUGCUUAAUACCUGCCUGAGUUAUAUGUAGUACAUUCAUUCGCAACCACAUGCAACAUGAUGAGUGUACAUUCUCUAUCAAACCGGAGUUUCAAGAUAAUAAACUAUGAACAACAAUGAACAACGUAAUGUUCAUUGCCCAACUUAGAUUAUUUUGACUGUGCCAAUAGGCAUGUAUUAAACCCAAUAUAUCAAUGUUAUUGGGGUGUGAGUAUGAUUAUAAUAUGUAUGUUAUAUAAUCAUCAUCUUAUGAGUAUGAUUAUAAGAUGACGAAUGAAGCAUGUAUUAUAGCGCUGUAGUGAUUUGUUAACAUUAGUGUUGUUCUUGACAUGUGACCCCCACUAAUCCCUGCUCUCCUUCUCUUGCAGUGAUGACUAACAUCAAGCAUGGCCACUGUACAUAUUGAUAUGGUAUAUAUUGCAACUGAAUACUACAUCGCAUUUAUGUUCUUUUUUUGCAUUUUUAUGGAAACGUUUUAUAUAAUAUAUUGAGAUUUUUUUUGUUUUGUUAUUUUGAGUCAACAGUAUUAACCAGACUGCAUAUAUCGAUCAAUGCAGAUAUGUUUUGUACACAUAGACUCUGGAUAUAAAGUAAAAUGUACUCAAUGGGACACAGCCAUCUUUGAGCAACAUCAGGGGAGAGAAAUAAAGCAGCAAACAGACUCCUAACCUAACGGACAUACAGGCACAUGCUGGAGAGUGGAUGGAUAGGUAGAGUGGCCUUACUAAUGGAGUCUCGUCUGCCAUGUUGCUGCCUGGCCAUUAAUUCUGCAUGGGAGUGUGUGUGCUCGCACCGCCCUGCUCAACCCCACGGAUGGACAGACUCCUGGUGUGGUAAAUGGAGGAGUGUAAGUCUCUCUCCCUCUCUCUGUUUUUGAAAGGAGGAGAAGGAGGAGGAGAGGAGGAGACAGAAGCUCAAACGCAAGCGUCUCGCUCUCUCUAAGCCCAGAGGGGAGAGCAGGCCUGGAGGACAGAGGGAAGACGCGGGAGAGACAGACAGACAUGGAAGCACAGAGGACAGACAACCUCUAUUGAGAGAGUCAUGAAACGGUUCCGUGCAAUUCAGUUCAAUUCAUAAUACUGAGAUCCUGCAUUAUGGAAAAACACCAGGAGGGGGCGACACAGAACACUACAUUUCCACUUACACCUGAAGAGGGCUCUCACCCAUUGGCUGUUGUAGUUUUUUUACCACACUCACAGUUGGUUCUGGGCUACAGAUGCAAGGAUUUACCUAUGAUGACACAAUAAUAAUAAUAAUAAUAAUA
This is a messenger RNA of Coregonus sp. 'balchen', 32500 nucleotides long. Lineage: Eukaryota; Metazoa; Chordata; Actinopteri; Salmoniformes; Salmonidae. The record is from the annotation of a GenBank genome assembly.